AUGAGUGUCGUCAAUAAUUCCAGAUCACUAUUAAAAUCUAUAGAUGCUUUAAACUGUGAAACCAGUAAAUCAUCCAUCAUAAUUAAGAAUAUAACUCUUAAUACAAAUAACACUGAAAAUGUAAACAAAAUAUAUGAAACUGCAGUAGAUCAACCAACUGAUGCAAAAGACUAUUAUAGUUUUUCUUCAGAUACAAAUGAAAUGUAUUAUUCAGAUUCUGAAGGAUCAAAGUUGUUAAUUUUACCUCAACAUGAUACAUUUGUACAUAAUAUGCCGUCUGUCUUACAUCUGCCUUCUAGUUCUGAUUCUGAUAUUGAUUAUUGUAAAGUGAUGAGUAACAAACCUUUGGCAACCAGUAGUCCUUUAAGUAAACUUCAAAGUAGCAUUAAAAAUAAAUAUUACAGGAAAAAAACUUCUAAAAGAGUAUCAAUUAAUCUCAAAAAUUCUAAUGAUGACAUUAAAUCAAAAUCAAAAUCAAGCCAGGUUAAAAAAUGUCAUAAGAAUUCUGGUAAGACUAUUUCUUCAUACAAAGCAUGUCUUAGUAAAAUUCCUAAUUUAUCAAAUAAAACUGCCUCGCCAAAAUAUAACAAUCUGCAGUUAAUAGAAAAUCAAGAAAAAUCUGACAAACAUACAAAAGAUUCAACUUUUAAUAGUAUAAAACAAGUAUCUCAGAAAAGUUUAAAUGAUGUGACAAACAUAUUAUACACAAAUCAAUCCCAAAUAACUUUACAGAAGUCUAGUUUCACAACAAACACGACAUUGAAUAGAAAAAAUGAAAACAGUGCAUUUCAAUUAAAUUUGCUAUUUGAUAAAACAGAAAAUUUAAAUCCAAACAAAUCAAAUAAGAUAGAUCUUGUGAACACACCAUGUCUUACUGAAAUUCCUAAUUUAUCAAAUAAAACUGCCUCACCAAACUAUAUCAAUCUGCAGUUAAUAGAAAAUCAAGAAAAAACUGACAAACAAACAAAACAUUCAACUUUUAAUAAUAUAAAACAAGUUUCUCAGACACGUUUGAAUGAUGUGACAAACAUAUUAUACACAAAUCAAUCCCAAAUUACUUUACAGAAGUCUAGCUUCACAACAAACACGACGUUGAAUAAAAAAAGUGAAAACAAUGCAUUUCAAUUAAAUUUGCUAUUUGAUAAAACAGAAAAGUCAAAUCCAAACAAAUCAAAUAAAAUAGGUUUAGUGUAUAAUUCAUUGAAAAGUGAAAAAAGUUCAACAAAAAAUCAAAUUGAAGAAAAUCAAACACUUAAUACAAAAAUUAUGUAUAAUAACUCACAGAUCAUUUACAAUAUUAAUAAAAAUACAACAUUUGAUGAAAACCAUCUGAAUAACACUGAUUUAUCAGACAUUUUUCAAAUGGAAUUGAGCUUAAAAAUGUUUUCUGGAAAUAUUGUACCAUACAUGAAUAGUAUGAAGCAUGAGAUAUUACAAAUAAUGAAUAAAUGCAUGUAUAAACAUGAUGAACAAAUAACUAAAAGAUCGAAACAUGUUAAUGAUAUUAUAAAAAAUAUUCAUAAUAUUAUGAAAGCAAAUGUAUACAAUUGUAUUGACUCUUCAUCAAAUAAAAAAGAUUAUUCAACUAUACCGUUCGUAGGUGUUGAUUUGAAUAAUUUAAAUGUGUUAAAUAAUAAGUUGGAAUGUGUAAAAAAAAACUGGAACAAGUUAAAUUAUGCGAAAAUAUAUUGA
Molecule: messenger RNA, 1692 nt
Organism: Macrosiphum euphorbiae (potato aphid)
Lineage: Eukaryota; Metazoa; Arthropoda; Insecta; Hemiptera; Aphididae
Source: the annotation of a GenBank genome assembly